UGGGAGGGCUGUCAUUUUGAGCGCCAUUGAGGGUGUUUUUAGCCUCGAAAGAGAGAUCUCUUCAAGGUUUUCAUUUCCGAGUGAAAAUGUCUACUGCAGAGGCUUCGGAUUACGAAAGAGACGUGGUGAAUGAGUUCAAGAUCUCCAAUGAUCUCAAAGAUGAUAUUGUGUACUGCCAGAAAGUCCUGAGGAGCUAUAUAAAAGUGCAUCAGAUUUGCGCUAUUCGUUUGGUUAAAAAUGCCAUGAGCAGGAGCAGUCUUUCGAUUCUGAAGCAGUUAGAGAAUGAUAUCCGGGAUUUGAUGAAGGAUCAAAGGAAGCUGAUUGGGCGCCUAAGGAAGGAUAUUGAGAAACACCAUUCAACUAGUGAAAUGAGUGAUACUCCCUUGGACACAAAUCUCUACAAUGCUUAUCUCUCAAAAAUUCUUUAUUAUCACUUUGAGAGCACUUACAAUACAAUUGAGCCCGUUAAUGUCCAGAGGCGGUUCACGGAUGGCGAAUUGAUCAGGAAGUAUGGACUGGAGAAUUCUUCAUCGAUUCCUCCGUCCCCUCAGAAGAUGCAGAUUUCUCUGUUGAAGCCCAAAAGUGAGAGAAUGUCCUUUAGCAGUGGCACUUCACGAGGAACUCGUCCUCCUCAUAUGAAGGUGAAACGGAAGAAAAUAAAACGCAAUAAAAAUCAAUACUUCCGGGGUGGAAAUGCUGUCAAGAGGAGUCGAAUGAAGCUCUUGGCAGCACUGAAAAAUGCCAAGAGCAUGAGGGAUAAACACAUGACGCCUCCGAGAGGCAUUAAGAAUGACAGUGACUCUGAAUCUUCUCCCAGUAAUUCCCAAUCCUCAGCAGCUCCAUCCGAAGAGGACCACGUCAUAAUGCCAAAUGUAUGCCUGCCACCAGAACCACCAGAGCCAGAUUCAUACAAUCAGGAAUCCUUCCUGCGCUUCUUUGGCCUCUACACGCACUCCUACAAUGAGAUCCUGAAGAAUCGCCGUCCUGAGCGUCGUAAGAGAAAUGUUCAGAGCACCGCACGGACAGACUUUCACUAUGACUACCAUGAUCUAGUGACCAUGAAGACAGGCAGUGUCCGUGGGAGGCGACAAUUGAACUGGAAGGCACAGAGACUGAGCAAUGAGGAGAAGGCAUCAGUGACGUCUACACCACAGAGUCGCUCUUCCACAUCAUCCCCAGUGGAUUCGACUCCUUCGACGCCCACAUGUGUCAUCUGCUGCAGACCAGGGGAGCAUCAGCUCAAGUCCUGCAACUUCUGCACUAAUCUCUUCCACGUCAUCUGUCACGAUCAGGCAUAUGACACGGCUGACUACAGACCAGGCGAAUUUGUCUGCCCCUCUUGCAUGACUCUUCGUAAGCGCAUGAAGUCUGGACAGGGAUCUUCCAGAUAUUAAUUUUUUCUCUCUCCUUUUAGCUGGAGAUGUUAUUCCUUUAACUUUGAUUGCAAAUAAAUAUUUUUUUCUCAUUCGAUUAGGCAUA
Phlebotomus papatasi is the source of this 1479-nucleotide messenger RNA. RefSeq lists its product as uncharacterized. The transcript is spliced from 4 exons. The coding region runs from base 87 to 1394 and encodes 435 amino acids. Lineage: Eukaryota; Metazoa; Arthropoda; Insecta; Diptera; Psychodidae. The record is from RefSeq and is a predicted model, not a curated record.